Molecule: messenger RNA, 2847 nt
Organism: Pichia membranifaciens NRRL Y-2026
Lineage: Eukaryota; Fungi; Ascomycota; Pichiomycetes; Pichiales; Pichiaceae
Exons: 1
Coding region: 1-2847 (948 amino acids)
Biological process (GO): phosphatidylinositol-mediated signaling; lipid metabolic process
Molecular function (GO): phosphatidylinositol-4,5-bisphosphate phospholipase C activity
Source: RefSeq, a predicted model, not a curated record
AUGCCACCAAAAGAGCAGCUAGUACCUCCACCUUCUGCCCACGAAGAAGCGGGCGACCCAAGCAAUUAUCAGCCAGGAUCACCAGUAAUAGAAGAAGAUUCGGUAAAGUUAAUUGACCCUUUUGACCCUUCAGACCCGGACUCAUUUCCUCCAGAUCUCCUCUCCCCCGGAAUAGACAUGAUUAGAGUAACUCGGCGCAAGAGAAUACGCCGUGCUUUCAAAUUGACACUUCCAUCCUUGACUUUGACAUGGAACUCGAAAAGUAAAUCAAAGGUAGAAAUGGAUAAGAUUCAAAGCAUCCGUGUAGGAGAAGAUGCAAGAAAUUACAGAGAAGAGUUCAAUGUUUCGAAAGAGUUUAACGCUUUAUGGAUUACCGUAAUAUAUAUAUCAUCAAAUUCAUCCCAUUCCUCGGCGUUGCUAUGCAAUGAUUUGAAGGCGUUGCAUAUGAUUGCAACUACAAAAAGAAAUUACGACAUUAUGUUGAAAACACUCAAGCUGCUUUCUCAAUGGUCAAAAGAACAAGAGAGUUUGGUAAGUUGCGCCGAUGUUAAUGAAUUCUCUAAGAUCAAGUGGGACAACAAAACAAAAAAGCUAGAACGGCAACUUUUAUCAUUUGAGGAUGUCUUGAAAUUAACCUCAGAAUUACAUGUGUAUAUGGACGUGUCAUACCUCCGUCUUUAUUUCGAUCAAUGCGAUACUAAUAAGAAGAAGAGUUUGGAUUUCCCACAGUUUCAGACUUUUGUAUCCAAACUCCGCAGUCGGCCUGAGUUUGGUGCCAUUUUCCAUGGGUUGAACAUUAGAAAUGGAAAAAUGCUGCUAUCUGAUUUUAGGAUAUUUGUUAGAGAAACACAAAAUGAGUCGUCGCUCAGUGACACCUUGAUUAAUGAUAUAUUUGUUAAAUUCUCACACGGCAAAAGUCUUGACUCUUAUAUGAGUACAUCAGAUCUAUCAUACUAUCUAAACAGCCCUUAUGCUACUGCAUUAUUCAAUGAAGAAAGCUUAGAUCCACACUAUUACUCACAUCCACUAACAGAUUACUUUAUCUCUUCAUCUCACAAUACAUACCUAUUAGGAAAACAGUUUCAUGGAUUUUCUUCGAUAGAAGGUUACAUUCAUGCUUUACAACGUGGAUGUAGGUGCAUUGAGAUUGACGUAUGGGAUGGAAUCUCUACAAGCACAAAAGAACAACAUCCUAUUGUUACCCAUGGCCAUACAUUAACUAAUUCAAUUGAAUUCAAAUUGGUGGUAGAUAUUAUACGGAAAUAUGCAUUUAUUACAACUCCUUAUCCAUUGAUUAUAUCUUUAGAGAUCAGAUGUUCUCAAGAAUCUCAGCUGAAGUGUGUUGCCAUAAUGAAAACUAUUUUCGGAGAUAUGCUUGUAUUACAUUCAAAAGUAAACGAGAGUAUCAUGCCUUCGCCUGAAGAGCUAAAGCAUAAGAUCUUAGUUAAGGUUAAAAAGUCCAAAUCAACUACCAUCAUUGAACCUCAAGGGUCCCCACAUAGUCUUCAUUCUUCAUUCUCUACUUCGUCAACUCAAAGUGAUGAUAUAAAUCCCAAUUAUACAGAAAAUAAAUACGACGAGGAAGAAGUUACCCAUCGUGAUAAUUCCAAUAGUCUCAAAAAGAUGGUUUCCAAGCCCACGGCACGAACUCUUAUUGUACCCGAACUGACUGCACUUGCUCCAUAUUUUGUUGGAAUAAAGUUUAGAAAUUUUUCUUUGCCUGAAUCAAAAACUUACAAUCAUGUUUUUUCCUUCAGCGAUCGUACUUUACUACUUUUAUUACGAGACAAAACGAAAUUAGUAUCCAUUUUGAAACAUAACAGACGUGGAAUGAUGAGAGUUUACCCUUCGGUUGUACGAUUUCGAUCAGAUAAUUUCAACCCGAUCACAUUUUGGGAACUUGGCUGUCAGAUGGCCGCUACUAACUGGCAGAUUUGGGAUUGCGGUGAAGAAUUGAGUGAAUCUUUAUUUGCAAGUAUUGGCUCUGAAAUGGCAUCAGGGUUAGGAUACAGUGGAUAUCGAUUGAAACCCAAAAACAUGAGGAAUUUGGAAAUGAAUACAUCAACAUAUGAUAAGGAAAAGCUCAAAGUCCAGACUUUGAGCUCUCUUGUAUUUGACAAAGAGCACUUUUUUGAUGUUUCUAUUCUAUCAGGUCAGCAGUUGCCGAAGCCUAAAGAUUUUGGGAAUACGGGAUCAGAUGGCUAUACACCGUGGGUUGAGGUAGAAGUAUACAAUGUUUUGCCUGUUCAUGCUGAAAUUGUUCACCUCCAUAGAUAUAAUAGAGCUGGUACCUUAGACGAGGAGAAAGAUGAUAUAGAAGAUGAAAAAGACGGUGAAGUGGGGGAGGCUGAAAAUGAAAAGGAAGAGACAAGGAAAGAAGAUGAAUUUAACAUUAGUACUGAUAAGCAACAAGCCAUUGAAAACGCUUCAGAUGGCAAGAUAAACUCUAAGUUAACAAAAGCUGGAAGCGUAAAACUAAGUCAUGUUGAAGCAAUGUCAGCCAACCCCAAUCAUAGCGUUCUUUUCAAAACUAGAUUUGCCGAAAAUCCGGGGAAUGCAUUUAGCCCUAAGUGGAAUGCCUCCUGCAGGCUAAAAUAUCUCACCAAUGAGAAUGAUUUGGCAUUUAUUAGAGUUGCAGUUAAGACUUUGCGUGCAAGUAAGACAAAGUCCGGAGUUAUAGGAAAGGUGAGUACUGUUGUCAAGAACAACAAUAAUGAUUAUACAAUUGGGAGUUGGUGCUGUAAAAUAGGAGAUUUGAAACAAGGAUACAGGCAUAUCCGAUUAGGUGAUAACAAAGGAGAAGAAUUGAUAUAUUCGAGUUUAUUCAUCAAAAUUGAAACAAAGUGA